This is a messenger RNA of Closterium sp. NIES-65, 1248 nucleotides long. NCBI's taxonomy places the organism in Eukaryota, Viridiplantae, Streptophyta, Zygnematophyceae, Desmidiales, Closteriaceae. The record is from the annotation of a GenBank genome assembly.
AUGGGCCCCGUUGCCACCCCUUGCGGCCACGUCGCCGCCCUUCGCGGCCCCGUCGCGGCCUCUAGCGGCCCCGUCGCCGCCCUUCGCGGCCCCGUCGCCGCCUCUACCGGCCCCGUCGCCGCCCUUUGCGGCCCCGUCGCUGCCUCUGCCGGCCCCGUCGCCACCCUUCGUGGCCCCUGCGAUAGGGCAGACGGCCUCUCCCUGUUCGAUCUCACCUCUGGUGCCUCUCCUGCCCCGCCUACUGAUGCUGACAGCACUGUUCGCUCACAGUGGGCCACACGCGAUGCUGCUGCCUCUCUUGCUGUGCGUCGCCACUUACCGACCACUGAGCGUGCGCACUUUAGUCAGUACAAGAGUGCUAAGACCUUGUACGACGCUGUAGUUGCACGCUACUCUUCCCCUGCCACUGCUGCUCUUAGCCGCCUCAUGCUGCCGUACCUGUUCCCUGACCUUGCUGCCUUUCCCAUAGUCGCUGACCUCAUUACGCACCUUCGCACUAGUGACACUCCCUACCGCGCUGCGCUUCCUGCUGAGUUCUGUGCCAAGAACCACCCCCCCAUGUACAUCACCCUCUACUACAUAGUCACCCGGCUCCCUGACUCCCUUCGUUUAGUCAGGGACCACUUCCUCUCAGUUUGCCCCACCACUCUCACCGUUGACCUCCUCGAGGAGCGCCUCCUAGCGAUAGAGAAGAGCAUAGUCGCUGUAGGAGCCUCUCGUGGUGACCUUCGCACCCCCGUCUUUGAGGGGUGUUCCCCCUCCCCCCUUUUGCCCUCUGUUGCUUCUGCUGCUCUGGCUGACCUCGUUGGCAUCGAGUCGGUCGCGCCGCGUCUGCCCCUAGCGGGAGACGCCGCACCAACAAGGGCAAGGGGGGCAAGGCCGCUGGAGGGGCUGGCGGGGGCGGUGGAGGUGGUGGUGGAGGCAGUGGAGAGGGUGGGGGAGGUGGUGGGAGUGGUGGCGGGGGUGGAGGUGUCAGUGGCAGCAGUGGAGGCGGAGGAGGCGGCGGCGGUGGCGGAGGGAGCAGAGGCGGCGGAGGUGGCGGAGGCGGUGGAGGUGGCGGAGGCGGCGGCGGCAGCGGUGGAGCUGGUCGCGGCUCUGCGCAGAGGAGUGGUUCCGGUGGUGGUCCGUGCCAGCAGCAGCAACGCGCUCGUGAGACCCCGUCCCCUCAGCAGCUUCGUCAGUGGUACGAUGCGCGUCAGCGAGGUGGGGGUACUGGUCCCUGCACCUACGUCCCCAGCAGCUUCGUGA